Acaulospora colombiana is the source of this 468-nucleotide messenger RNA. The record is from the annotation of a GenBank genome assembly. Lineage: Eukaryota; Fungi; Glomeromycota; Glomeromycetes; Diversisporales; Acaulosporaceae.
AUGUCGCCUUAUCGAACGUACUUGAACCAUAGAAGGCCACAGGAGCCUUCGGCAUUUCGGGUUACUUCUGCACCGAGUUCCAGGCCGAUAGGGAGAAGUAGGAACGAGCAAAUGCCAAUAAUGGCCAUCACUGCGAAGAUGGAACCAUCAUUGUUAGGCUUGGCGUUCCAUAUAUGGGAGAUCCAGCAAGCAGAAAUAGUGGGCAAAAAGAAUCGGACUGCCCAUGGAAGAUUGCGCCCAAAGAGUCGUCCUAGCAAGGGCGCACCGAUAACGGCCGAGACGAUACCAGAAAGCAAGAUGGUAGCAUCGAAUAAUCCGACUAGAGAUGUUACGGUCAGUGGCGGCGCAGAAGACACCGAAUACCAUGAAAAUGAGGAAGAAGUCGAUCCUAUCUCUAAAAACCAGAGAAAGUUGGUGGAGUUGGCGGCUGCUCUUGUAGAAGGAACCCAAAGGGGAAUACCGCAGUAG